GAAGUCAUUGUUCAUCACCCCCGGCAUUUGAACGCCCUUAGACGGUCCUCUUGUGUUAUUAUCGUCCUCACUGUUGAUCAUAUUCUCUAAGACUCGCUCGCUACUUUCGUCGUGUACACCCGAAGAGAAUAUUACUGCAUCUCGUUCGAGUCUCGAUGGCUUCGAUUCUCAUGCGUUCGGAAGGCGCGUUGGCAGUGGCAGCUGCAGCCAUGACUUCUUAUGUUUGGUUCAGGAAAUAUGAGCCGAGUGAUGCCAUUUCGCUUGUCAUACUACUUGGUUUGGUGCCCACAACUGCAGCGGCUUUCGCAAAAGGACCAAUGGAACCGAUUCUCGCGACCCUCGUUGUGGCGUACCUCUUAUACUAUGGCGUGCUGCUCCUGCUCAUCGCUGCAUACCGUUUGUCACCUAUACAUCCAUUACAUCACUAUCCUGGGCCUUUUACAUGCAAGCUGUCCAAGUUCUGGCUGGUUUAUCUCACCUACAAAGGCAAACAGCAUGUGUAUUUCCACACCUUGCACAGGAUGUAUGGGCCCGUCGUGCGCGUGGGUCCAAACGAGCUGUCAAUCGUUGACGUAGAACUGAUCCCGUCAAUCAUGGGUACGAAUGGCAUGCCUAAGGGUCCUAUGUGGGACGGCCGCAAGAUUUCCAGAAGUAGCGGCCCACCAAAUGUGAAGGGCAACUUGGUUGGGGCUCGCAACAAGGAAGAUCACGCUGAGAUGCGUCGAGUCUGGAAUCGUGCGUUUACGACCGCCUCAGUGAAGAAGUACGAACCCAUCGUCAUUCGGAGGGCUUCGCAACUAGUCGAGGAGCUGAAGCGAAGAUGCAGUCAAGAUCCGGAAGACGGUCGAGAGGGAAUGGAAGUUGAUCUGGCACGCUGGGUGAGCUGCUUUUCCUUUGAUUUUAUGGGGGACUUUGUCUUUGGUGGUGCGUUCGAGCUAAUGCGCGACGGCGAUAAGGAGGGUCUGUUACACACGCUAGACCAAGGACUUGUCCUACCUGCGAUGACGCAACACAUUCCCUGGUGCAUCAGAGCUGUUCAAGCCAUGCCCUUCCUCGGCAAGCAGACAAUUUUACUCGGAAGAAUCGCGUACCAGCAAGUCACGCGGAGGCUGAAAGAAGGCUCGAUCUACGAUGAUCUCUUUUACCAUCUUAGUGACGAGGCCAAGGUGGAAAAGGAGCGACCUAGCUUUCAUGUCAUCAUGUCUAAUUCGAUGACCGGCCUGAUUGCUGGGUCCGACACCGCUGCAACAGCAUUGAGUAGUAUCUUCUUCCUGCUGUGCAUUCAUUCAGGUUGCUUUGAGCGUCUGCGCGAUGAGGUUGAUGAUGCAUUCCCACCUCGAAAGGGCGAACCGACUGAUACGGCGAAGCUGGCGAAGAUGGAGUAUCUGAAUGCUGUGAUAAACGAAGCUCUGCGGAUCUACCCUCCUGCCCCAACCACUUUGCAACGAGCUCCAACCCGUGGCAGCGGCGGCCACUUAUUGGGUCCAAACUUCUUUGUUCCCGAAGGGACUGCGGUAUACGUGCCGCCAUUUGCCAUACAUCGAGACCCACGGUACUUCAGCCCUGAUCCCGAGAGGUUCUGGCCGGAGCGCUGGCUCCCCGGAGCCGAGGAUGCAGGUGCUUGCACCGUGAAAGAGGCCUUCAUCCCAUUUUCCACUGGCCCUGCCAACUGCGUCGGAAAACCGCUUGCCCUCAUGGAGAUGCGCAUGGUGGUGGCAUAUAUGAUCCAGGCGUUCGACUUUCGACUCCAGCCUGAGUACGAUCAGGAUGAGUGGGAGAGAAAACUUCAAGACUUCCUGGUACUGCAGAAGGGGAUGCUGCCUGUCAUCCUGUCCGUUCGUCAACCCAUGUGAUCCCUACGUUCAUAGCUGUGAUGGAGCAUUGCUUCCGAUUUAUGCAAACUAAGCAAAUACUACCACGUUAUUCCUCCUUGAAGAGCUUACUUUGCUUUACGAAUGCGAAACAUUUCUUAUUUCUUGGCCGUGUGCGGAGUCAAACCGAGACGACAACAUAUUAGCGGGCGCACUCGGACUUUCUGAUGAACAGCUAACACUGUACUAUCACGCUUGAAAAUAUU
Messenger RNA from Laetiporus sulphureus 93-53, 2077 nucleotides. RefSeq names its product cytochrome P450. Gene Ontology annotation, molecular function: iron ion binding; monooxygenase activity; oxidoreductase activity, acting on paired donors, with incorporation or reduction of molecular oxygen. The transcript has 10 exons. NCBI's taxonomy places the organism in Eukaryota, Fungi, Basidiomycota, Agaricomycetes, Polyporales, Laetiporaceae. The record is from RefSeq and is a predicted model, not a curated record. The coding region runs from base 156 to 1853 and encodes 565 amino acids.